CAAUCGUCAAUGCCUGGGUUAUGUGUAAUCAUCAACAUCCAACUAGCAAGCUCACAAUUCUCCAAUUUAGAGAAAAACUAGCGAAAUAUUUCUAUCAGUGUGGCAGAGAAGAAUUGCAACCAGAACGGCCAAGAACUCCUAAAAGAUACCAUACCCAUACUGUAGGGGAAAACGAAAACAAAAAGAGGAGAAAAUGUGUAGGAUGCUACAAAUUACUAAGAAGAACAAUGAAUAGUCGCGAAGCUGACAACAAAGUAAAAAAAGUCUACACUCAUUGCAAGGAGUGCGCGGGGAAGCCGGCCUACUGCUUAAUAUCUGUAUCUACAAUGACCGAUCGACCAGCAAUCAAAUUUUGCAUUGUCGUCAGAAGAGGCCCAAGUUGUUUUCGAGAUACACAAAAUAGUACAACAUCAGGUCCGAGCAGUGCCUGGCCUAAUUCAAGCGGAACCCCCAAGCCGAAGUGA
Messenger RNA from Acanthoscelides obtectus, 464 nucleotides. NCBI's taxonomy places the organism in Eukaryota, Metazoa, Arthropoda, Insecta, Coleoptera, Chrysomelidae. The record is from the annotation of a GenBank genome assembly.